UAAAGAGCAUUACAGAAAGGGUUUUGUCUGUCUUGUUGCCUCAGGUACUAUCAAAAUUUGAGUAAAGGAAAACAGAGCACAAGUGUCACCUCUGCUUUUCUGUGGCAGUUUCUUCCCAAAAGUAGAUUUGUUUUGAAGCAGAAGAAGCUCUGUUUUGUACUUGAUUACUCAUUUUUUAGCUCAAUUCAAAGAGGAAUUGAGUUCAAUGUCUUCUGAUCUUUAUGUUUUUGGUGGGUCUUUCUGCUCUCAUUCACCCUCGGACAUGGAUUUCUCUGAUUCAACAGAUCUUCACUUCUACACUGAUGCUUGUUUCUCUCCUCCAUAUGACUUCCCUGUUGAUGAUACCAUUUUUCAAGCAAUUUCCAGCAUCAAUUACCAAAACCCUGUUGAAGAAUCCCAUCCUCUCUACCAAAUUUCUUCCAAUUUACUCUCUUCUUCUCCUCCAAGCACCCAGCUUGAGAAUAUAAGCCUUUACCAGACCACCCAGAUGCAGUCUUUAUCAAAUGGGUAUGGAGAUUUUGGGGGAUUGAAUUGUUUGGAGGUGAAAAAUGAGGAAUGUCAGGUUGGGUUUGAUUGUGGUGGUUAUACUCAGUCCUUUGAUCCCCAUAGUUACGAUGGUGUUGAGAAUGUAGAAAGGUAUUUGCAGAGGAGUUUCAGUAGCAACUCCUUUGAAGGAAAGCCUGGAUUUCCAUUCCAGCCCCGGUUUGAUUCUCUCCUGGAAUCCCCAAAUUUCCAGAGCUCACCGGAAAACAGCUUUUUUGCUGGACAGAUGAGGAGGGUUUACAGCGCCGGCGACUUACAAAACAUCAGGAAAGCUCACAAUCCUCACACCACCCAGAGGUCAUUUUCAAACCCUUUAGCUACAGAGAGUCCGUGCAUGGAGGAAUCAAACCUCAAAGUCGGGCGAUACAGUGCAGAAGAGAGGAAAGAGAGGAUCUCAAAGUACAGAGCCAAACGCAACCAAAGGAACUUCAACAAGACUAUCAAGUAUGCAUGCCGGAAAACGCUAGCCGACAACCGCCCCCGUAUACGUGGCAGAUUCGCAAGGAAUGAUGAAGCUGGCGAGAUUCCCAAGGCUGCAUGCUCCAUUCGAGAUGAAGAAGAUGAGGAGAUAUGGUUUGAUGGAUCUCAUGAGGAGGAGGAUAGAAGAGGAGGAGCAUUUGGAGGCAAUUAUGCCCAACCUCAGUUUCAGUACUAUGGCAGCUCUUUUUACUAAUGAAGAAGAAGAAGUCAUUUUGAGUAAAAGAACUCAAAAGGGAAUUUUAAUAAGUUUCCUUCUUGAAGACGUUAAAAAAUUUACAAUUGGGUAGUUAGUUGUAGUAGAGUAUGUAGAAGCAGUUUUUUACAAUAAUUUUUACAGCUUUUUAUUGGUUAUGUAUAAUGAGAUAAUAAAUACUUAUUAAACCC
Rubroshorea leprosula is the source of this 1407-nucleotide messenger RNA. The record is from the annotation of a GenBank genome assembly. NCBI's taxonomy places the organism in Eukaryota, Viridiplantae, Streptophyta, Magnoliopsida, Malvales, Dipterocarpaceae.